CACCCCCGGGUGCGAGCCGAUCGCCAUGUUUCAAGGGCAGCGGGGUUGGUUCUGUGGCAGCGUCGGCCGAGAACUGAGGCAGUUCUGGGUGGCCGAAGGGGGCUCCAUCAAUGACCCAAAGGACGCCGACUUCUUGUUCAGCUGUGAUGCCUCCCACCCAGACACACUGAGAAUAUAUCAGAGCCUUGAUUACAUAGAAGAUAAUGCUACAGUUUUUCACGCCUACUAUCUCUCUGCAGUAGCUAAUGCUGAAAUGAAAAACUCGGUGGCUUUAGGUCAUUUCAUUCUUCCUCCUGCAUGCUUGCAAGAAGAAAUAAGAAGAAAACUUGGUAGUUUUAUUUGGGAACAAGACCAACAUAUUCAGAGAGAGAAGCAUGAUGAAGUAAUACCAAAUGAAAUAAAAGCCCUUAGGGAAAGCAGUGAACUAGCAACAGAUCAAGAAAAAGAAUUAUCCAAAAGCACAGAAAAGCAUUUUAUAAGGACUCCAGUUACAGAAAAGCAGAUGUACUUCCCUCUUCAGAAUUAUCCUGUGAACAACAUGGUAACAGGUUAUAUAUCAAUUGAUGCCAUGAAGAAAUUCCUUGGGGAGCUACAUGACUUUAUUCCUGGAAGCUCAGGAUAUUUGGCAUACCAUGUUCAAAAUGAAAUUAACAUGUCUGCUAUAAAAAACAAAUUGAAGAGAAAAUGUUAAGUUAAAUUUUCUUUAUAUCUAGGCAUUUGUUUUUUCUGAAAUUUUACCAAAGAUGUGCAUAAUUUUACAUUCUUCCCUUUGGGAGAGGGGAAUGGGGAAAUGGGGGAGAAUUCUGUUUCUUUCUCAAAAUGUGUCUUCCGGAAUUUCAGAGUCAUUCUGUCUCCAUGAUUUGACAUUUAAGCUGGAUUUUUUCCCCCAGCUUGUAAUGUUAUGUCCACAAAUCCUGAGUAUGCAGUUGUUAUGGAGUAAUUGUCUUUAAAACACUUAAUAAGAAGUCUGUCUGUCAGAUGGUCUUUCGGCUUUAACAUUCUAUUAAUUAUAUGUUUUUCUAGGUUUAGUGCUGUGAAUACUAAGUUUAAUGAUUCUGGUCAUCUUAUUUUGAUUUUAAAAAAUUAAAAUGUUAUUGUUACGUUCUAAGUUACUGUUUCUAUCUUGAGAAAUAUGGAGAAAAAAGUUUUAAUGAUGCAGACUUCAUGUGUGGACAGUUCCUGAUAACAUGUACCAGAAGUGAUUUAAUGUAUACAAUACUAUAUCAUCUGAAAUAGGUCCUCAAGUCACCUUAGAAUCACGGUGCUGGAAAGAACCUUAGAGAACAAUGAGGAAGUGAAGGCCUUGAGAGUGUGUCCUGCAUAGAGUGACUAACUAGGGGCCAAAUAAGGACUAGAACAUGACUGUCUUGAUUUUCCUAGUCAGUUCCUCCCACUGUCUCACGUGAUACGUGCUGUAGCCUGUUUCAGAUGUAACUGACAGCAGAUCUGCAAAAGGGACCAGAAACCAGCCAACAUGCUUGGCUUAUUUUUUAAAUAAUGAUUUCAAGACAGCAACUUCUUAUCUUUAUACAUAUGGUCGUGCUAUAUAGAACCUGGUGGAUUUAUUACUUUAUAUAUAUGAUAUAUUUUUUGUGAGGCUAUCAUCUUUUUAAAACUGUACUUUCUCCUAGGAAGUGCAUACCAGCUGCAGAAUUAUCUAAAGAAAAUGCACUUUUUAAAAGUGUUUGGAUCAUUUGGGCAUAUGUGGGCUCUGACCUUUCCUUUCUCCCAUGAUUCAAAUUUCAUUAUACAGCAUAUUAUGGUAAUCUCAGCAUCAUUUGAAAAUUCUAUUUUCCCCUUAUGGUAACUUUUCUUUAUUUAUAUUUGUAUUUAUAAUUAACUCUUCUGAACUUGUAAACUAAAACAAAACAAAACAAAAAACCCCCACUAAACUAAAUGUUAAUAACCUUUUCCUGAAACAUAUUAAAUGUUAUCUCUCCUGAACACUUUAUCUCAGUCACAUUGUUUCUUACAUAGAAACCAAGCCUGUCUGUGGAUCUCAAAUUAAUGAUUAAAAAGACUAAGUAAAUUUACACUAAGUUGUGAUUUCUGGGAAUGUUCAAUAUUUUUUCUGAUAGUGUUAAUACAGUAAAUAAAAAACUACAACCACAGUGAUUUCUAAGGGAAAUUAAUUACAUCUUUAGGAGUAUAGGGAAGAUUAGAUACAAUGCAUAUCCUUGAAAUACUACCAGAAGCAAAAAAAAAAUAAAAAUAAAAAUCAGUUGAUAAUGUAAGCCCUUUGGAAUUGGAAACAUAUGAACAAAUA
Lutra lutra (Eurasian river otter) is the source of this 2266-nucleotide messenger RNA. It is a transcript of the gene TERB2, whose product is annotated as telomere repeat binding bouquet formation protein 2. Lineage: Eukaryota; Metazoa; Chordata; Mammalia; Carnivora; Mustelidae. Gene Ontology annotation, biological process: meiotic attachment of telomere to nuclear envelope; homologous chromosome pairing at meiosis. Bases 26 to 691 code for a protein of 221 amino acids. The record is from RefSeq and is a predicted model, not a curated record. The transcript is spliced from 7 exons. Gene Ontology annotation, cellular component: nuclear inner membrane.